AUGAUGGGGUUCUGUGCCGAGAGCGCAGAGGAGGGAGUGGGGGCGCUGAAGGCGUGGGUGAGUGCCCUGGAGCUGCCGAGGGGGAGGCUGCACGGGAUGGACAAGGACGGGGUGGCGCUGGACAUGUCCGACUUCGGAGCAGUCUACAUCAAGUACAGCAGCACGGGGGGAGAGAUCCUUUCGGCGGGAGACGCGACGCUCAACGGCUAUGAUGGAUCUUAUAGAGGAGUCUACUUCAACCCCACCCUUCCUGAUGGCAAGUUCCGUCAGUACGCUGUCUUGCCCCUGGACCUC
Messenger RNA from Guillardia theta CCMP2712, 294 nucleotides. RefSeq lists its product as hypothetical. The record is from RefSeq and is a predicted model, not a curated record. NCBI's taxonomy places the organism in Eukaryota, Cryptophyceae, Pyrenomonadales, Geminigeraceae. The annotation marks the transcript as partial. The transcript is spliced from 2 exons.